CUUUCAGUUUGUAGUGUCUGAUUCUGGUGAUUAUGAAAUUCAUGCCAUGGACCCUGAUGUGCUUGUGGACUGGGAUUUGAUAGAACAAGUGCGAAUCUUAAGCCAUGAGGUGCCAUCAUGCCCCAUCUGUUUAUAUCCCCCUGUUGCAGCUAAGAUAACCCGAUGUGGCCAUAUCUACUGCUGGUCUUGUAUCCUUCAUUACUUAAGUCUGAGCGACAACUCUUGGCACAAGUGUCCCAUUUGUUUUGAAGCUGUCUAUAAAAAUAACUUGAAGAGUGUUGUUGCCAUGGAAUCACACCCAUUUUCAGUUGGUGAUACUAUCACCAUGAGGCUUAUGAAGCGAGCUAAGAACUCUGUGCUUGCUAUUCCUAAAGCCCAAUGGGACGAGAGGGAAUUAAAGCCAUUUGGAAUCAAUGAUGAGGUAGAUACACGUUAUGCAAAACUACUGCUGGCCUCUCCUGAUGAAGUUUUAAAACAGAUCAUUGAACCUGAAGAGACAGCAUUGAGUACACAGCUUGUGGAAGCCAAAUGUGAACAGCUGGAGGAAGUUUGUUACAUUGAAGUUGCACUGGAAGAAAUUAAGGCUCGUCGUGAAAAACUGAGUAAAUCAAAGGAUUGUGUUGAAGAAGUGAGAAGCCUCAUGGAGAGUUCACUGCAGUAUGAGGAAGACAAUAAAAAAGAUGUCAAAGAAGUUACCAGCUGGAAAGUACUUUCUCCAGGGGCAUUUCAGGAUGUUGGCGAGUAUGAGGCAGCCUUCUCUGAUGAAGAAGAUGGAACAGUGGAGGGUGAAAAACAGAAGUCAAAUUUUGAUGUGAUUGAUUCAUUAUCCAAAGAAACAUGCGAAACAACAGAGGUGGUAGAAGAUUUUGAUAAUGUCACUUACCUUAGGAGAGCGCGACAGCACAGCAGUGAGAGUACAUCAGGAGAUUCUAGUUCAGAGUCUUCAAGACCUUUAUCUCCUGGGGCUGUUACAACUCAGCACUACUACUUCUAUCAAGCUGAUGAUGGCCAGAAUGUAUUCUUGAGCUCUAUUAAUGCACGCUGCUUGAUUAAGGAGUAUGGGAGUCUGGAGUAUUGUCCAGAAUAUAUUACAGGAGAGAUUGUGGAAAUGCAAGCUUUGACCCAGAAUGAGGCUCUUCGUAAGCAGUUCCGAUACAUGAGCCAUCUUCCUUUAACCUGUGAGUUUGUUAUCUGUGAACUGGACAUCAAACCACCUGUUGUGUCACGCCACACUCUCAAUUUCUUCCGAGAGGAGCUUCAACGUCGAAGACAGCAGAGGCAGAAGAAGUUAAGGAUGGAGAAGAAGAGGGAGCAUAAAAUUUCAUCCAGUGACAAUUGUUCAUACAGCUCAGGAAGAUUUACUAGUGAAUCAGUGGCUCCUGAACGCUUAAAUCUUGGCAGUGAGUCAGAGUUCCCGGCUCAGCACGGGCCAUUGGCAUUCUCUCCACCCGGUAACUCGUCACCUAGCCCAUUCAUGCAGUUUGCAGCUUCCAUGGCUGGUCAAGAUGAAGGUUAUGCUGCAGCAGGAGAAACAGAUGGAGCCAAUUUGCAAGAUGAUCUGGGACCAAACCCUCCAUCUUUUGCUGAGGCACUGAGGUCCAAGAAGGCUGUUGAUAUUCCGAAACGCGUGGAGAAGCCUACUCUAUCAGCAUCAGCGAGGAAGAAGAUGGAAGACGAGGACGAGGAGGACUGUGCGCCAGUGCCUACUUUUCAGUCUGCCUUCACCGAGGCUCUGGUCGCAGCUGACUGGACCAGAAGUGGCUUUUACCAGGAAAGUCAAGGCGCUACAGGGGAACGGAACAGUGGAAAGAAGCAAAAGAAAAGCAAAAAGAAACUUCUCUUUACUACAGGAAGUUUCAUGAAGUACACUUAAAAAACAGUUUGAAUUUACUCUCGAAGCGGUCGGUGUGUUCACGCAGAUCUUUGAUGUAGGAUAAAUUUGAUCGUAAGAAUUGUAUGAUAGAGGCUAGGCCUGUAGAAUGAAUCUCAGCCACGAGCGUAUACUGUAUUCAUCGUUUAAAAAAACGUUUGUCGAUAAUAAAACAGUUACUAGAGA
This is a messenger RNA of Pocillopora verrucosa, 2056 nucleotides long. NCBI's taxonomy places the organism in Eukaryota, Metazoa, Cnidaria, Anthozoa, Scleractinia, Pocilloporidae. The record is from RefSeq and is a predicted model, not a curated record.